UUCUUUGUAGAAGUUUAAAAAUUAAUUAUUGUUAGUAGUAGAUUUAGUAUAAUUAUAUUUACUUAUCAAUAAAAAUGGCUAUGGUAACUCCAUCACCGCCUAAUAUUUCGGCUCGUAUAUUUUAUGGACUAAGCACAGAUAUUCAAUACAAUGCCCAUUACUUGACUGAAUCUGAGAUCCUGUACCCCGCUGGAGGUGUCAUUGUGAUUCAUAACCAUCUUCAGAAGAAACAGAAGUUCAUCAGACUCCAAGAUAAACACAAACCUAUCAAAUCUUUGGUUCUUGCACCAAAUAGACGAUGGCUCGCUUUAAACGAGAUAGCCGAGGAAGGUCAAAAGCCUAUAAUCACAAUUUACGACUUAACCACGUACAAACGUCGAAAGAUUUUGACCGUCCCCUUCGAAAACUCGCAAGCGAGAGAAUUCGCUUGUAUACAGUUUACCUACGACUCGAAAUAUCUCGUAGCUAUUACGGGAGAACCAGACUGGUACUUGUAUUAUUACAACUGGGACAAGGGUAAGGUUGAGAGCCACGCUAAAGCGCAAAAUCCUAGUGGUCAAGGCAUCGUUUCGAGCGUGCAAUGUAACCCCACGGAUGCUACUCUAGUAGUCAUAACUGGACCAUACACGUUCCGCAUAAUGAACGUUUCCGAAACAGUGUGGAGACAAUGGGGAUGGUGCAAGGCUGAAAACAUCAACAUAACUAGCUGCAUGUGGUUGACGCCGGACCGCAUCAUGUUCGGUACGGAGCACGGAAUGAUCAUGAUGGUAGAAAAUGGCGAACUUCGACAGAACUGCAUAUUUCGAGCAACUGAAGUUAUGGAAAUGUCGCUAAAGAAGGUAGAGACAGAACAAGAGCAACAAGAAGACAGAGUGAGCACAUCAAGCAAGCAAGACUCUGCUAGUAGUACUGACAAAGAUGAAGAAGAAAGCUAUCCCGUAACAUGCUUUGUGAACUUUGCCAAAGGAUUUGUUUUCGGUUGUGGCCCAGGCUACGUUCACAUGUUUGAAAAAGAGACGCUUCAUCAUUGGAGAAAGAGAAACGUUUUUAGAAUUUCUAAAAAAUCUUACAAACAUACUCGAGAACACCCGCUGUGGUCUACUCUCGACGAAAUACAACACAUUACAAUUGAUCCCAAUCAAGAAACUCUGCUUAUCACAACAUUGAGGAAACAGCUGUACUAUGUCAAGUUGUUUGGGCAGCAUAUGUUGCAGAAUCCAGAAAUACCAUUCAUAGAACUGGGACCAGCAAUGCAUCACGGUCGGAUAAACUCAUUGUCCAUGUGCGCUUGGAAGCCCAUAUUUAUGACGUCAGGAGAAUUGGACAAGAGUAUAAGAAUUUGGAACUACAUGACUGAUGACGUCGAGUUGAUAAAGUUGUAUCAGGAAGAAAUCCAUUGCGUGUCCUUACAUCCUACUGGUCUGUUUGCUAUAGUUGGUUUCUCGGAUAAGCUUCGUUUCAUGGUGGUUUUGAUAGACGACUUUGAAGUGAUGAGAGAGUUUCCCAUAAGGAAUUGUAAACAAGCCAAGUUUAGUACGAAUGGACAGAUUUUUGCCGCCGUCAACGGUCAAGUCAUACAAGUGUUUUCAUCCGUAUCUUUUAUGAAUAUUUUUAAUUUGAAAGGACAUAAUGGAAGGAUUACGUGUCUAGCAUGGUCAGCCAAUGAUUUAACAAUGAUAUCAUGUGGAACCGAAGGCGCGGUGUACGAAUGGAGCAUGGUCACCGGACAAAGAGUCGGAGAAAUUAUAUUGAAAACUAACCAAUUCUAUGGAUGUGCCGUAAAUGGGAACGGUAAAACAUCUUAUGGUGUAGGAUCAGACGGAGAAAUUAAAGAAAUUGGUGCUAACACUAUUAGAAGAAAUAUGGGAUUGAUUGGUGCUCCACUAGAUACCGUGGUACUAUCACGGUCAGACUUAAUGCUGUUCAUAAGCGGAGGCCUCGGUGGCAUCACCUCCAUACAGCUACCAUUACUAGAUAAACCUAUAUUUAACGAGUUUCACAUGCACAAUAAGAAAGUAACCUGUAUAGCACUUUCAUAUGACGAUCAGACUUUGGUAUCAGUCGCAGAAGAUGCCUCCAUAUGCUUAUGGAGACUCACCAACGCUGAUGGUCGAGCUAUUGCUCUAGACAAGGACUUUGCGUACUCCAAAGAAAUAUUAAUUAGCAAGAGAGAUCUACAGGAGAAAAUAAACAACAUUAAUUUAUUGAGUACGCGAAUGAGUGAACUCGAAACGGAACACACUUAUCAGCUGCGCCAGGCCGAAGCGACACAAGCAGAAAAACUGAAAGAGGUCCACGAAGGCUACUGCGCAGCUAUCGAAGAACUCAAGGAAAAGAAUGAGCAAAUGGAAAACGAACACACUCACGAAAUAGGCAUGAUUCAACAAGAUAUCGCGAAGUUGCGGUCAGGCCAUGAGAGAACGUUGCAAGCUUUAGAAGCCGACUUCAAUAUCAGACUCAUUAGCGAGUAUGACAGAUACCAGAGCCUUGAAGACAAGACGGCGAGAAUGCGCAAAGAUUAUGAGCAGAGACUUGAAGAACUGGCUGAAAGUAAACGUCUUGCUCUUAGAGAAAUGAACAAUAAGUUCGAAGCAAAGUUGGAAGAGAAAGAGCUCAUGUUGCAAGAGUUACAAGAACAAGCAGAUAUGGAGAAAAAAGAACAUGAAACCAUUAAAACGUCUAUUGAAGAAGAUGCUGACCGCGAAAUUAUUGAGAUCCGCACAGCAUACGAAGUACAGCUGAAGGAAGAGAAGGAUGCUAACGUGAGGCUCAAGGGAGAAACUGGGCUUAUGAAAAAGAAAUUGAUUAGUGCCCACAAAGACAUUGACGAAUUUAAACAUCAAAUAUCACAGCUAAAAGCUGAACACAAACAGUUCCAAAAAGUAAUUUCAACUCUUGAAAGAGAUGUUGCCGAUUUGAAGAAAGAAAUUGGAGAAAGAGACAACUCUAUACAAGACAAAGAAAAGCGAAUUUACGAAUUAAAACGAAAGAAACAGGAACUUGAGAAGUAUAAGUUUGUAUUGAACUUCAAGAUCACUGAGUUGAAAAAUCAGAUAGACCCGUUGGAACGCGAAAUAAAGGCGAAAAAAAUCCGCAUACUCGAGUUGGAAGUUUCAUUGGAAACUCUUCUAAAGAAAAAAGCGAUCCGCGAGCUUAAAAUUCAGCAGCUCAAUGAAAAAUUGGGCUCAGCUAAAAAGGACUUCUUGGCCGAAGCAGAUCGAAACUUGACAUUGAAAAAUACGCUAAAGAAAAUUAAGAUUGAUCUGCACAAUAUGACGGCAGAGUUCCAAGAUCCUUCUAAAUUAAAGUUGGCUGUGAAAACCUUAUUUCACAAAUACGUCGAGGACAUUGAUUUUGUCCGGAGUCGCAUUGCGGAUGACGAGGCGGUUCGCGAGUUCAAUCGUCAGCGAGAUCACUUGGAGAAGCAGGUGGCUGGCUUGAAGCGCCAGCUCGCUAAGGCUCUAGGUGGCUCUAAGAGCGACAUUGGGAAGAUUAUGGACGAAAACUGCACAUUGCUUACUGAGAUUAACAAUCUGCGUACCGAGUUGAAAACUACCCGUACUCGAUGCUUUCAAAUGGAGUCCAUCUUGGGCUUGUCUGCGCGGUACAUACCGCCUGCUACCGCGCGGGCCAAGCUUAAACAAGUCUCCGAGGACAGGGAGAAACUUGAUGAAAAGUUCAAGCAAAAGAUCGAGGAAAAAGAAGGAGUGAUUACGGCUUUGAAGCAAGAAAACGAGCGACUACUUGACAAAGUAAGAUGUGUCCAGGAAAACCCUACCCACGAUACUGAAAAGAUGUAGUACAUACUUGUAUAAUUAUGAUUACUUGCUUAUAUUAUGGUUUGAAUGUUCAAUAAAGUGUAUUUUAAACUUGUG
Molecule: messenger RNA, 3875 nt
Organism: Spodoptera litura
Lineage: Eukaryota; Metazoa; Arthropoda; Insecta; Lepidoptera; Noctuidae
Gene: tous
Product: testes of unusual size
Molecular function (GO): protein binding
Source: RefSeq, a predicted model, not a curated record